AGCUCCGCUAUGCCCCGGGGGAGGCGCGGCGGCAGGGUGAGCGCCCUGGAGGGCUGCCGGGAGGAGGAGGCGCCCCCGGCGGCGGACGCCGUGCCCUCGGUGCUGUGGGCGUCAGGGCAGCAGCCAGAGUCGGCUGCCGAGCUGAUUCUGCUCCGGGGCAUCUUCGAGAUCCGGAGGGACAGCUGCGACGUGGUGCUGAGCGAGCGGGCCCUGAGGUGGCAGCCCAUCCAGCCCGAGCGCCCCACAGGUGAUUCCAAGUAUAAUUUUCUACAUAAAGAAGAAUUUAUUGAACUCAAAGACAUAUUCUCUGUCAAACUGAAACGGCGUUAUUCAGUUAAACAGCAGAGAAGUGGUACUUUAUUAGGAAUCACACUCUUCAUAUGUUUGAAAAAGGAACAAAAUAAAUUAAAGGAUUCUACACUUGAUCUUAUUAAUUUAAGUGAAGACCACUGUGACGUAUGGUUUAGACAGUUCAAGAAAAUUUUGGCAGGUUUUUCAGACAGACCGAAGUCAUUAAAAAUAGUCCUUAACCCUCAAAGCCACAAAAAAGAAGCUACUCAGGUCUAUUAUGAGAAGGUUGAACCACUGUUGAAGAUUGCGGGAAUAAAGACGGAUGUAACAGUAACAGAAUAUGAAGGGCAUGCCGUGUCACUGCUAAAAGAAUGUGAACUACAGGGAUUUGAUGGUGUGGUCUGUGUUGGUGGAGAUGGAUCUGCCAGUGAAGUAGCCCAUGCUUUGCUUCUUAGUGCCCAGAAGAACGCCGGGGUGGAAACAGACAGCAUCCUGACUCCUGUCCGAGCCCAGCUUCCACUUGGUGUGAUACCAGCAGGAUCUACUAAUGUAUUGGCACAUUCUCUUCAUGGAAUUUCUCAUGUGGUAACUGCAACUUUGCACAUUAUAAUGGGGCACAUACAACCGGUCGAUGUCUGCACCUUCAGCACCACUGGCAAGUUUCUUCGCUUUGGGUUCUCAGCUAUGUUUGGCUUUGGUGGAAGAGCUUUGGCUCUGGCAGAAAAACAUCGAUGGAUGUCCCCUAACCAACGUAUGGAUUUUGCUGUCAUUAAGGCACUGGCAAAACUUAAGCCAGAGGAAUGUGAAAUAUCAUUUUUACCAGUUAACGACCCUCAGGAUUUAGGAGAAAGGAGGGCACAGGGAUCUCUGAAAUCUGACUGUAAUGAUCAGUGGCAAAUGAUCCAGGGUCAGUUCUUGAAUGUCAGCAUUAUGGCAAUUCCAUGCCUGUGUUCAGUGGCACCUAGAGGCUUGGCACCUAAUACCAGAUUAAAUAAUGGAAGCAUGGCUCUUAUAAUUUCACGAAACGCUUCUCGACCAGAAUUUAUAAAACACCUGAAAAGAUAUGCAAGUGUUAAAAACCAGGAUAUUGAAUAUAGUUCCCUAUGCUACACAGUAGGACCUUGUUGUUUAUCCAUCCUAUAUAUAAUAGGUGGCAUCUGCUAAUCCCAAACUCCCAAUCCUUCCCUCCCCUGCCCGCACCUUGGGAACCACAAGUCUGUUCUCUGUGAGUCUGUUUCUGUUUCGUAGUUUAAUUUUCCAUUUGUUGAGACUUACACUGUUGAAGAAGUAAAAGUUCACCCAAGGAGUAACAGCAGUGGACACAAUCCAGAGGAAGAAGACGUACCACAUGAAACUGCUACAGGAAGCAGUUUCCCUUGGAAUGUAGAUGGUGAUUUAAUGGAAGUUGCAUCAGAGGUCCAUGUUAGAGUACACCCAAGACUUAUCAAUCUUUAUGGAAAAAGCAUGGAAGAAACGAAUGAUUCCAAAGUAACAUGUAGUUGUUUAUAAGAGGAAUGUGAAAAUUAGAAUUUUAAUAUGAAGGGAUACUGUCAUGUUUUAAACAGAUAUUUUAGUAAGGAAAAAACUAUUUUUAAAAGAAAUUAAAAUUGCUAUUUUUGAUGUUACUAAAAAUUAGCUUCUAGGCUUUAAGACAUGAAAUAUAUACAAAACGAUUUAAAUUCUGGUUUUUGGAAAGUAUUUAUUGGAAUGGAAAGUAAAUCUUUCAUAUACUUGAAAUUUAAACAUGAUAUAUCAAUAUUUAACCUAGAUUAAUUCCAAAAUGAACUAAUUUGGAUUCCUGGAUUUGAGUCCAUCAAUUCUGAUGUUAAAUUUCCUAUAGCCUGAUGCCAACAGACCACAGAGUUCAUGUAAGAAAGACUGUCCUGAUUUCUUGAUGAGGUACGUAAUCCAGCGGUAUUAAAUUACACAGCUAGGAAAUGAUACAACCAGAAAUAGUACUAUUUUUUCAAAAGCUCUCUAAUACCUAGACUACUUGCCAAAAAGAAAAAAGAUGGAUUUUUUAAAAAGUUAUAGUACCACUUUGGUGAAUAGUCUCUGAAAGUUGAAAACUCAAAGUGGUAGGGUUUUGAAAUCCAUAAUACACAUAAACUAUUCAAACUAUCUAACUGGUUAGAAUCCUACCUGAAAUGGUGUCAUUUCUAGUAGGAAGGAACAAAAUUUAAAUUUCCUCAGGGAUCAUCCUUGAGGAAGCAAUUCUAAAUUUGGAUUUGAUUUUCCACCAAUGAGCCUAGACAUUUUCUUGAAAGAACUACUUGUUUUUUAAUCAUAAAAAAAAUAGUAUCUUUUGUUCAAAGGGUUCUUUAAAAUUGAAUUAAUUUCUAUUGGUACACCCCCGAAUGCAGGAGCUUUCGUGCUCAUUGGGUCCCGCUGCUCAAAUGCCUUCACAAGUUUCUGUGCAUUUUUCAUUCUCCAGCCACCAAUUUGUGAACAGAUAACUUACAGGAAUUAAGUGGUCUGAGGAAGACAGCUGUUGGCAGGGACCUCUAUGAAGUAAUCCUCUUCCAUAGUGGUAAAGACUGCCCUCUAACCUAUCACUUCCCGUAACAGAUUUCGAAAAUUUGGCCACAACCUUCAUAUCAAGACAGAUGUAGGGACAAAUCAGAGGAAAUUAUAUUCUGGUGUUUACCAGCAUUUAGUUCAUAUGCAUGAAUAAAUAUUACAAAAAGUGAUUGUAUUUGCAAGUGAAGAGGUAUUUUAGACUCAGAAAAACUACUUCAUUAUAAAAAGUCUAAGAUAACACCAACAAAAAACUUAAAAUACUUCAGUCAUCACUAAAACAUGGAAAUUUUGAUGUCACAUUUUUACCUGAUACAAGCUAAAUCUAUAUUUUUCAAUUUUACAGUUAAAUUUGCUUCUCUAUUUAUUUCCCUGAAGAAGAGAACGCUCUUAUAGUACUGGUGAAAACACAUUUCAUACUUACAUUUGAGGAGAAAGGAGUAACAUCCAAACAAGAAUUUGUUUAUUUGCUGAAUUUGAUAGUCAACAUUUUAAACAGUAUCUAAUUUGUAUGAAAUACUGGUCCCCAAUAUGUUCUUUGCAGAGCUUUGAUUUUUAAAAAUUAGUGAGGUACAGUUUUCAUAGUUUACAUAUAUCAGCUAAAGUGCAACAUUCGAUCUGUUUUAGAAUAUAAAUUAGAAUUCUAAGUACUGUUGUUUUUAUAACCAAAAAAUUUGAUUAAAGAUGGAUUUUUACAAUUUACUCUUCAGUACCUUUCCCUUGAUAAAAUUGUGUUAUAGAAGGACUUACUGGAUUUAUACCUAUAUAAACAUAUUUUCUCUUAAAAACUUAUGUAUAUAUAUAUGUACAGAAAGAAAAAAAUCCAUAGCUGUAUAAACAAUAAUUAGCCAGAAAUUAUCCCAUUAAGCUCAAACCAGUGUAUAACUUCAGUCUGAAGUUUGCUCAUCAGGCCAUAGUAUUCAUAGACUGCUGAAUAGAUGGUUGUUGAUCAAAGGUUAUAGGAAAUAUAUUACAAAUCAAUGUCUUUAAAGAUAAAAUAUGCUUUAAAAUGAUAAUGUUCCUCUUCUAUUCAUUAGAAAAUUUGAGAACAGCCUUUCAAAAAUUCUGCUAAAUAUUUCUAGAGAACAUAUUCCAAACAAGUCUCAAAGAUCUAUUAGAAAUGAGUCCUUACCUAUUUGGUGGAAUUAAUUUUACCAAAGCCAGCACAUAUGGUAAAUAGUAUUUCUUUUAAAGGAAUGAUACCUCAAAGUCCAAGUUUUCUCCAGUCGAGUUGUUUACUUCAACAUAAUUUUAAUUCAGAUGCACUCAUUUCAAGGUAUUGUCCAGGGAUUACUUAUCUUGGAUAAGCUGAUGCUUUAGUGUUUUUCUAUCCAUUUAAGAGCUGAAAGAUUAUCUUUUUGGAUAUAUUAAAAUAUUACUUUUGGAGUUAUUUUCUCUUAGAAUAAUCACUGCUUGGAUUUUUCAUCUGCAUUAAGACAUAACAUGUCACAAGGUCAUGACUAAAAGAAGUACACAGAAGAAGUCUGAGGCAAAAUUCACGGUUUCUUGUAAACAAUGUCUAAAUUUGUUUUAGUAUACUGUAACCUGAGUCUGUUAUUCUCUCAAUUUGAAAGAAGUCUUCAAUCAUCAUCUUUACUGCUUUUACUGUUAAUGUAACUCCAACUGUCUCUUCUGUUUUCUUGUUGUAGGAUAGACUUGUACUGUCUUUUGAAGAAGCCAGCCUGAAAAUAGCAUUAGUCAUGAACAUUAGCUAUUUGAUAUGAGUAUAAUAAGAGUCAAUGUCAAUUGUAGUCAGUAAAAAUUAGUUUGGGAAAUAAUUAGUUUGGGAAAUACUGGGUUAAAGAGCAUUGUUUUGUUGUUACUGCAGGAUUUCUCAGUGAUGCACGCACUCUCCAAAAUUGAAAUUCAACAUAUAACGUGCAGUGUUUGCCCAAUGCUUAGUUAGAAAGAACAUCUUUCAAAACGUUUGUUAUAGUUUGAACAUUUGUUGAAGAUAAGUUAUCUUUUAAGAAGGCAUAUUUUUCUAGAAAGACUGUGGUACUAAAGUUAAGAGAAAUAUGCAAUCAAUCAGUAUAAGAAUUAACAUUAAAAAUACUGAAAUGCUGAAAUCUAGUAACGUGGGAGUCACAAGUUGGCUUUGAGGAGAUCAAGAAUGGCAUUUUGAGUGGUUUAACAAUGGUAAUUAUUAAAGGCUUACCUUCCACAUAACAUAUGAAAUCAAUAAAAGUAAAAUAAGUCCAAGUAGCAAGCUACUUAAAAUAAUAGCUAUAGUGAAAUGGCGUUUGGGUCUUUGAUGAUGUAGUCCUUCGAGUAGCACCUACAUAAAUUAACCAAAAUAAAGAAACACCACUUUAAAACCUUGCCUCUAUUUCGUUUGAAGCCCCUCCACGAUCCCCAAUAGUAUUCAGAAUAACCCAUCCCAUUCUCUUGCUGGUCUAACACAAACCAUAGGAAACAUUGGUAAUUGUUUGUUUAGCAGAAACAGGGUGUGUAAUGGGCCAUAUCUGUGGUUCUUCCUCCAAUCCAUCCUACCAAAAUCACCUCCUGAAAGAGCUAUGUCAUGCCUUCCUGGCAGUUGUAGAAAAUACCAAUCCCCUGUAAAGUAUAUUAGGCUUGCCAUGAUUUUCCUGACCAAACACUAGCAAUAUUUUUUCCCACAAUGUUUUGGUUAAAAAGGUAAUAAUCUUACAUGUGCAACAUUCUCAUCCUUGUUUAGUUCAAUAACUUUUGGAUUUGGCUCUGGAAAAGCUGUUGCUCUUAUUUCAAACUUCAGGGCUCUAGUCUCAUCCUGUUUAAUAAAUAAAAAAAAAAGAUCACUGUAGCCUGAUACAUCGUUUUGUUUCAUGAAAACACAGAGCAGGUAAGAAUCAUGAGAAACUACUUCUAUUCUAAAGGUUUUCACAAGUUAGCUUCUCCGGUUUCACCAUUUGUAGUUAAUUGCAAUGCAAUGCUUCCUUUGGUUCCAAAGGCAUGUCCUUGGUAUUAAUUUAUAUGGCAUCAUUUUGUUGAAAUCCUUUUAUUAAACAUGGCUGCUUUGCAGAGAACUUGAUUUAAAUGCUUAUAAUAGUUAAUAUUUAAAUACUAUUUGAUAAUUACCAGUGUAUAAAUACUAUUUGAUAAUUACCAGUGUAUUUUUACCUUAGCUAUUGAAUUUUUAUUCCCAAAGAAGACUUUCUUUGUCUGAUAAACAUUUCCUCAAAUUAAUUUUAUUUGGGCUUGUUUUUCUUAAUAGUGUUGUCAUCUUUCUGCUCUGAUCAAAUACAGAUUAGUGUACCAAAUAUCGUAAUGAAAAAAUCCGGUACAAAUAUUUAUAACAUUCAAAAAUAAAAUCAGUGGCUGACCUCAGAGCUUUACUGUCUAACAGAGGGCUUUAUCACCCAGAAUCCAGAGCUUGGGCAUCUGUGGACAGGCUCCAUAGACUCUAAGGAUCUUUGAAGUUGUAUUCAAAAUUGAGAUUUUUUUUAUUUUUCAUAUGUGCGUUCAUUAGGGUAGAUGAGGAUAUAUUCUUUUGUCAAAUUCUUAAAGAGGACACUAUGACCAACAAAAGUUAAAACUACUGUGUAAAGGUUAUUUAACAUUUUGGAGAGAACAUGUCGAAUUUUAGGGCUAAAAAUAUAUACUUUAUCUGGAGCAGUUUUUUUCAACAGGGAUGAUUCUGUACCCUCGAGGAGAGUCAGCUAUGUCUGGAGACAUUUCUGGCUGGCAGGACUUGGGAGGGAGUGUACUGCCAUUUAGUGGGGAGAAGCCAGCUAUGCUGUUAAAUAUCCUACAAUGCACAGGACAGCCCCUGACAACAAAGAAGCAUUUGGUCCAAAAUGCUACUAGUGCCCACUGUUGAGAAACCUGGACCUCAAAAAGAGUGUGAAGGCAGGCUGCAAAAGUUUAAAUAACUUGUAACUAAAACAGACAGCUCUUAUUUCCCUGUCUGGUGCGUGUUCCUCUUGACCACCUUGCGGUAAUUUCAACUACUCCUCUUAACAAAACAUAAUAGCUCUCAUUUCCUUUGGCUUAUUAUGUGCUGUGCAAUAAGUGCUUUAUGAAAAUCAUCUAAUCUGCAGCAACCCUGAAAAAGAGAUAUUACCCAUAUUAAUCUGAUAAGGAAACUGAAGAACAGAACUCCAGAUAAAACCAAUGAUCUCAAAGUACUUCUCAUAAAUAUGCAUACUGCUUCUUAGGAAGAAGUCCAACAUGUAUUUAGUUAAUUUUUAAUUCAACCUGUCAAAGUUCACCUUCUUAAAAGUGUGUUUGUAUUUUACUGUUGUUGAUAAAUUUUGAUGUUUUAGUUUGAUUUUCUGGAAGUCUUAAUUUUUAGCAAAUAUAUAUUAAUAAAUGUAUACGAUAUACAAUAGUAGGUUUUUAAGCAUAAAGUAAUUUGGAAAGAAUUUUAAGGAUAGAUGAAAUGUUAAAGCAGCUAACUUCUCUAAUUUGAUCAAGGUUCAUAAAUAGCUGGACAUGCUUUCUAAAAUCUCUUAAUUAUAGUCUAUUUACAGUCUUAGUAAUCUGUUUAAUUACUAAAGCCAUGUCAUUUAGACAAUGUAUUUUGUAGUGAUAAAUGGAAACAGUUCUGGAGUUUCACUCCAGAUUUUACAUUCAUUCAUACCGUCUUAAUUUGUUGAAUGCCUCCUUACGUGACAUCCUACCUGUAUAAGAUGGUCGCGUUUGUAGAUUCUAUAUGAAGUCUUCUCCACAAAGUUGUCACUGUAUCAUAGACUUACCAUUUCUAAAAUGGAUGGCCGACCCUCCAACUGAAUGUGAACACUGGCUUCUUUUCCACUGUCCAUUUUCCCAAAAUUGCAUGAGAAAGUUAAACAAUGUGGAUCAGCUCUCAUGCAGUACUUGAAAAGAAUACAAAAGAGCGAUGUUAAAAUUUCAACAUUUUAAAAAAAGAUGGCUAAAACAUUUAGAUGGCUGAAUAUUUAGAUGGCUAAAUAUUUAGAUGGCUAAAUAUACGUGGAGUUCAAGAUCUGCUCCCCUUAGUGGCAUUUUGCAGAAAUUUAUCUUGAUAUAAACAUGGAAUUAAAGAUAUGCUUUCAUUAGUGGCACUUAAAAAAUUAUCUUGUUUUAAACAAAACACAAAUGUUUAGUAAGUUAACAAAAACAAAGUAUUCGAACUAGAUCACAUGUUUUCAUUAUUCUUAUGAACUUAAUCUUCUGGGAUAGAAAAAGUAAGACACCUAAUCAGAGUCUUGCUACGUUACAUGUUCUAUGUUCAUUGUAAAACUUGGAUCAUUUUAAGGCCUUUCUUGGGUUUUUUCCCCCAUACAUUCACUAAAAUGAAAAUACUGAAAAUUAAUUUCAUGCCACAAAGGCCGUUCAGCUGAGAACAGCAUCUUGACCCGCAAAGGGUCUGACACAACGUCUGGUUGGCAUAAAUUGGGCACUUGUUGCAUAAAUAAUGAAAGUAUGUUGUAUAUAUUUAACCCUGGGUGUCUCUCAACUCUCCAAUCAUGGCUGUUCCUCACACACAAGAACAUUACCUGAACUGGCUUCUCUCCUAUACUCAACUGACAGUUCAAAACCCCUUGGUUCAUGGGUUUAAGUGUUUCAGUUCUGUAGGUUGGAAAGCAAAAACUACAACCUGAAAAAUUGAAACUUACCAGUAGCCUCUUAUCAGUCUUUGAUAAAAAUUUGAAUAUAUCUUUCAGGGUCUCCAUUGUGCCUUUUUUCUGCUCUAAUGCACACUUUCUUUGGUAAUUCUUAAAAUGGCAUUCUCCAACAGUAGUCUACAAAGAAAGAAAGAAAAAUCUUAUCCAAUAUUGGAAAGAACAACAGCUACAUGGCUUUAAAACUUACCUUUUAAAGCUUACCUUUCCUGAAAUAUAUCAAGUACUUAUAAAAUUGUGUGAAAAUAUUUUUUGAUGUGGGAGAGAUUAAAUCUCUGUAGCAAAAAACGCAACAAAAACCCAGAAAAAUUUUAAAGGGUUGGAUAUAGGUCCCAAACUGAUCAAAUGGCCUUAACUUUACAGAAAUUAGGGCAAUAUGAAAAAUGGACAUUUGAACAUUAGCAUUAUAUUGAACAUUUCUUUGGCUUUAGACAUACAACAAAGUGUUCUAAAAGCAUGCCCUACCAUCUAAAUCUGGGAUUCAAGUAAGAUUUUUAAGGACUAUAUAUCAGAUCUACUGAGUAGGUUUCUUUGUCGAUUGUCUCAAAACUGGGAACGUAAAAACAAUUCUGAUAGAAUCAUCAACACAAAAAUAUUGAUUCUUAAGUAGUUAUUUGAGUAUUAAUAAAAGGCUGAAGUAUUGCUUUUUCAACAGUGGUCUCAAGCUUUAUGGAGAAUUCCACCAAUUAAAUUACUUCCACAGGUCCCUAUCACAAAGAAAAUCUACCAAAGAUGGUACAGCAUAGUUCUUUUAUCGUGUUGAGUCACAUGUAGAGGUUCCACCGUAAUCCUGCCAUUCUAAUGCGAUAUUCAGAGUGUGCACGGUAAAUGUAUGGUGCGUUCGUAGUUUAGACUAAGUGUGACUGAAGUAGCAGAAAUCUCCAUUUUAGCAAUAUUACUUAGAAUAAAGGAAGGAACACAUUUUUACCUGGACAUCCAAAAUGUUGAACAGUUUAUCAGUUUGGGGAAUAAAAGAAUUUGGUAUCGUUAUUUCCACACUAAUAUUUGGAGCCAUGCUUUGGCCAGUGUUGAUAACCUGAUAAGGAGAAAGAAAACUUAAACACUCAAAAAAUACUUUUUAUAGAAGUACAGAUACCAAUGAACUUUUCAGGUGAACCCAUAUAUUUCACAUAACAUUUAUAAUGGUGGGGGUUUGGAGUUGGCAGCUGCACGGCAAAAGGAGACAGAAUAUCCAGUCAGAACUUUAAAACGUUUGUUAAUAAUAUAACUAGUCAUUAUUCCUAGAUCUCUCCUUUUGGUGCCGAUUAGACCAAACUGUCUACACUGAUGGUCUACCGCAGAAGUAGUCUGAGGAAAAAGACAUCAAUAAUAUACAGUUGACCCCUGAACCACUCAGGGGGAUUAGGGUCACUGACCUCAGCACAGUUGAAACUCCUAAUAUAAUGUAUACUCAGCCCUGCCUACAUGGUUUCUCUGUUUGCACAGAUUCAACCAACCGUGGAUUGUGUAGUACUACAGUAUUUACUAUUGAAAAAAAAUCCACAUGUAAGUGGACCCGUGCAGUUUAAACCUGUGUUGUUCAAGGGCCAACUGUACCUGGGUAUGGCACAUUAUAGAUCUAAAAACCAUGAUCGGUUGUCCUUAUAACUAUCCCAUGAGGUGGGCUGACAUUUUAUUAUUUGCCAUCUCAGGAAAAUGCUGAGGUGUUAACGUUGUAACCAAGAGGAAAGUUAAAAAGUGACAAGAAGCGGGACCAAAACCCAGGUAUUCUAAUUCUAAAUUCUAUGUGGGUUUCACAAAGUCACUCUGUGCUGAGAGGAUAAUCAGCAGCAGUAAGUGAAUAAAAAUAUUUUAAAUUCAGGAAAAUUAUAAUGCUGAUGCACUCAUAAAAUCAGAAGAGGGUAGGUUAUUGGGUUUUAGAAAAAAACCAGUUUUUUAAUAAUGCAUAAGGGGAAGAUACUUCAUUACUGUUGAUAAAUCUGGGGUUUGCAGAACGCUGAAGAAGGAAAUUGGGCCAAAAUAUGGCCUCCUGAGAACUAUAAAACCAACACAGUAAGUCAGAAAAAAGAUGUGCUACAAUAUCUAAAUGAAAUAGCAUGACUCAAAGACCUGCAAUAAUCUUCUGAACGCACACGAUGUAAAUAGAGAGAGAGUAUCCCUGGGCUUUGGGACAGGUGGUAACUGCCAGGCCUUGGAAGCACAAGGGCAGUUGCAAAAGGCAAUGUCAGCAAUGGGGACCCAGCACUGCCCAGACCUUUAGACAAGGUCUUCCUGACGCCCGCAAAUAACCAAGCUCACUUACAAUAUUCUUUAUGCAUGUUCGCCUAAUAACAUUUAGACCUCCAAGAACAUCUUCAUACUUGGACAAGGCACCAAGCCUACAGACUGAAAGAAUCUCCAUGCCCAGUCACUCCAUUGUAAUUUAACUAGACAAUACUUGUGAACUAUUAUUUGCAACGUAAUAAAUAGGCCUUCUAGAGUCCAACUCAGUUUCUGUUUAUCAGAGUACAAACCCCCACUGGACUGUGACAGGAGCAUUUUGGGGGACUUCAAAGUAGAGGGCGACAUUUUUCCAACACUAGGGUAUACUAGUGUAACAACAACUUGAGUAUUGACUCAAAAGAAUUUUGAGGUCAUUCUUCUUCCACAGAUUGGGGCAGUGGCCCAGGGGUUUGCAUUUUGGAUGAGCACCUCAAGUGAUUCUGAUACACAUGUUGAAAAGCAUUGCCUUACAAAAUAUGAUAAUGUACCUAAUGCAGAUUCACUCACAGUCUGUCGAUUGUUAUAUAGCUCUUGAGAAUGUGUGAGCAGUGCUUUAGGUUCAAAAAAUGUGGACAUUAUCUCCAAUUAUUUGCUCAUUAUCAACACCCAUGCUGUAACAAAAAUUUCAGUUUGACGGUAAAAAGUGUUUAAUGAAAUUUUAGCUCUCUAUUAGUAUGUUAAUACUUCUGGAUGAUGAUGAUACUCUUUCCUUUUUAAAAAGAUUAUUUAGUAAAUGAUGGAUCACUUGUCAUGGGUCAUAUACCAAUGGCUUGAAAGGCUGACCAAGCAGACCUUAAACGGAGAUGCGGAGGUAAAAGCUUCCUUUACUUGGUAAGGUUAGGACUUGUAUGAAGCUUGGACCACGAAGAGGUUUCACUGAUUUGCACCCAAAGAUGCCUUUUCUUGACCUAUUCUGAUUUCUGCAUGCAUCUUUAGCAGAUUCAGUUCCUCCCAUAACUUUGCCUAUUUCAGGCAUUACCUCUGUUCCCAGGAGGCACUUACUGUAAGGAGAGGUAGUAUAAGGAGAGGUAGUAUAAGGAGAGUGGGCUCAAUAACAGGGACAAGAUGAAUGGGAGAGAAGGCGCAGGGGCCCACCAGGCAAGGGCAUGAGCCCUGCUGCAGCUCCCUUCUCGCCCUCAGCCAGCUGAGGUGGCCCAAAGCUGAGGGAUGCCACACAGAUAUGAUGUCCUCUGGAGCAAUGCAUCAGUAACAUUCUUUCAGUUUGCUACAAAUAUCAGCACAAUCAACUUUUCUUACGUGGAAAGUGAAGUUCAUUUUCUCUGCCAUACACAUUUCAGGCUCACUUUCCUCCUUUGGGCCAUACACAAACGACGUUGGGUUUACAAACCUGCCAGAAAUGAAUUCAGAUUUAAUUUAACUGUCUUAUUUGAUGAGGUAUUAGAAACAGUCUUUCUCUCUAGUCUAAAUAUAGCAUAUCUCUUAAAUAUCCCUUAAAUAUGCCAUCAUUCAGACGACAGGUGCCUCUAAGUACCAUGGAAUACUUUUGGUUUCUUGUAAAGCUAAGAAUUUUAGGGAAAAUGUAAUGAAAUUAGAAAGCCACGUGCUCUGACUGGGGUGAUCAUUUCUCUUCCCGCCAAUAUCCUUUGCCUUCCCAAUACUGCCUGGCUCACUCUAGUGACCAUUCCUUCUCUCUCAGCCCUCAAAUGCUUCACGCAAACUUGACGAAUAUGAGAUAAAUUCUUAGCUUUUCCCUAGGGCUCCAGUAUCCUCCUGUAUUUCAAUCUAGCUGACAGAUGUUUGAGUGAUUUCUUAUCACGCCCAGUUCCUGCUGGCUGUUUGUAAUGGACCCCAAGUCUGGGGAACAAUUCAAACAUCAAGCAGUAGGGCAAAUUUUUGUUAGGGUACAAGGUUGUCAUUCCUUUACCUGAGAUGAGACACACGCACGGUCAGUAAUGAACUUUAAGACGUAUUUUUCUAGGAAAAUCCCGACUCCCCAAGUUGCUAAUAUUUGGCAGCUAAUAUGAGGUAAUAUGUUAGAGACUCUUUUACAAAGGAAAGAAAUGAGAAAUAUUCCAAUGUUGUAGAUUUAGGCAGCUUGACAGUUGCAGAGCAUCCCUUGCUCAAAAUGAGAUGUGGAUGACGGAAAAGCAGGAGGACAUACUUAUAACAGAACCAAGGAGGCGAGGCGAGGUAAGCAUUCGAACCCAGGCAACGUGCAACUGACUUCUCUUUACUCCCCACUACUCGCCCUUGAAUGGAUUCCUCUUUCCUCCGCUGGUUUUCUCUCACAAACUGGAGAAUCAGUUCCAUCAGUUUCGGACACUAUUUUUAUAUAACUAUAUGCCACCUUUAUGGGUGGUUAAAAAUGACUAGGGAUGCUUUAUAGUUAGGGCAACUAGAAGAGCUCAUCUAUUUGUCCUGUGUCUCAUAUUGUCUAUUGCUUUAAAAAUGUGGUUUUAAACAAAGAUUAGUAGGUUCAAUAAUUUCCAGUAAAAUCAUGAAAGGUUUUCAUGAUACUCCUUUAAUUCCUUCUCUUCACAUCUCCUUCCUGAGUCAUAGGAGGGUCCAUUCAAACAAUUACUAAAAUUGUGAGGAAUCAGUGACUGCUGGGCUGUGGCUAUGGAACUCUGUAAUUCACGGAUAUAAAGAGGGGACAAGGGAGCCGGCUCUCUUGUAUCUCAAUUCAUCUGCCACGCAGGUAGAUGCGGGGUCUGCACAAGGGCGAUUUGGCCAACCUUCCACUUCUCUGAACUUCACACUUGCCCUGGCCACUGAGCAUGAUACAAAGUGCACGCUGGCACUCUGGGGCCCUGGCCUGCACGGCGUACCGCUGAAUGGUUGGACGUGGCCUCCUAUUGGGCUUUUCCAGUAAGAAAUCUCCUCCAUUGGGGCAUUAGUUUGAGGUGGUCUCAGUGAUGACUACAGAGUGGGUUAAAAUAACGAACACCUAAGCAAUGGGCUGCAACACCGAGGUAAUUGUUAAGAGACAGAAACAGCACAUGACCUUUUCUUAAAAAACUUUAAAUAGGCUUUUGACCAGUAGUUUAAGAAGCAACAGAAUUCAAAAUCAGCUCAGAAUUUUACAGGAGUCCUCCAUAUCUACUCACCCAUGAACAGUUAGCAUGACUUCAUACUUGAGAGGUACUGUUAAAGUCACUUUGUUACGCUUCACGUUGCCUGUUUCUCCUUCAUUUUCACUACAGAAGCAAAUAGAAUACACCGUCUUAGAAUCCAGUCAGCACGAAACUUCUCUUCAGAGGGAACUAGUUACGCCCCAUGUAUACCUAAUGUACUUGGAGGUUGGUUUAAAAAAUGCUUUUUGAGGAGCGGGGAUAAAAGUAGACGCAGUAGUAAGAAAUAUUUAUGUCAGAGUUGGCAGAAAUUUGCUCUCAUUAUUUAUGCUGUUAUUUGCUUCUAUGCUAUAAAACCCUGUGUUAGAAGGGUUUUUUGUUUGUUUAACAGAUCACAUAAGGAAGUUUUCUCCUGCAGACAAUGGAACACAGCUCCAUGGUUCCCCUAAGGUCACCCCCCUUUUCUCCCCCCAAAAGUCAGGGGUUCAUUUCCUUUAACACAAUUGUUUUUUCAUAAUGAAAUAUACCAGGCGGCAUGCACUGUGAUGUUGAGAUCCUCUUCUGCUCUGCUGAGUGAGCUGGCAUCCAGAAGAAAGCUAAUAUCUGUCUGAAAAACAUAGGGAACGCUCAUUUUAAAAAUAAUCUAGGCACAAAUAUACAAUGGAAUAUUACUCAGCCAUAAAAAGAAACGAAAUUGAGCUAUUUGUAAUGAGGUGGAUGGACCUAGAGUCUGUCAUACAGAGUGAAGUAAGUCAGAAAGAGAAAGACAAAUACCGUAUGCUAACACAUAUAUAUGGAAUUUAAGAAAAAAAAUGUCAUGAAGAUCCUUGGGGUAAGACAGGAAUAAAGACACAGACCUACUAAAGAAUGGACUUGAGGAUAUGGGGAGUGGGAACGGUAAGCUGUGACAAAGCAAGAGAGAGGCAUGGACAUAUAUACACUACGAAACGUAAGGUAGAUAGCUAGUGGGAAGCAGCCGCAUAGCACAGGGAGAUUAGCUCGGUGCUUUGUGACUGCC
This is a messenger RNA of Globicephala melas (long-finned pilot whale), 14645 nucleotides long. The record is from RefSeq and is a predicted model, not a curated record. Lineage: Eukaryota; Metazoa; Chordata; Mammalia; Artiodactyla; Delphinidae.